Acanthisitta chloris (rifleman) is the source of this 1494-nucleotide messenger RNA. It is a transcript of the gene CRYL1, whose product is annotated as crystallin, lambda 1. Gene Ontology annotation, molecular function: L-gulonate 3-dehydrogenase activity; NAD+ binding. The annotation marks the transcript as partial. Gene Ontology annotation, biological process: fatty acid metabolic process. NCBI's taxonomy places the organism in Eukaryota, Metazoa, Chordata, Aves, Passeriformes, Acanthisittidae. The transcript is spliced from 7 exons. The record is from RefSeq and is a predicted model, not a curated record.
UGGACUCAUUGGUCGCAGCUGGGCCAUGGUGUUUGCUGCUGGAGGCUUCAAAGUGAAACUUUAUGAUAUUGCACAGCAGCAGCUAACAAGUGCACUGGAAAAUAUUCGCAAACAAAUGAAAGAGAUGGAGAAGUCGGGAUUCCUGAAAGGAGCUUUGAGUGCGGAACAGCAAUUGGCUCUCAUUAGCGUUUGUACAGACCUGAAGGCAGCAGUAGAGGGUGCUACUUUCAUUCAGGAGUGUACUCCAGAGAACCUGGAACUGAAAAAGAAGAUUUUCAGUCAGUUAGACCUCAUUGUGGGUGACAAUGUUAUCUUGAGCAGCUCAACCUCUUGUCUCUUACCCAGCAAACUGUUCACUGGCCUUAAACAUGUUAAGCAGUGUAUUGUGUCACACCCCGUAAAUCCACCUUACUUUGUGCCGUUGGUUGAAAUUGUUCCUCAUCCAGAAACAGAUCCUUCUACUACAGAGAGAACAUAUGCCCUGAUGAAGAAGAUUGGUCAAUCUCCUGUCAAACUAAACAGAGAAGUUGAGGGGUUUGUUCUGAAUCGACUACAGUAUGCAGUGAUAAGUGAAGCCUGGAGACUUGUGGGUGAAGGCAUAAUAUCUCCUACUGAUCUAGACCUUGUGAUGUCUGAUGGAUUGGGAAUGCGAUACGCAUUUAUUGGACCUCUGGAAACCAUGCACCUUAAUGCACAAGGUAUUUCAGAUUAUUGUGAAAGAUAUUCUGAAGGAAUGAGACUUGUUCUGAACACCUUUGGGCCUGUUCCAGAAUUUUCAGGUGAAAUUGUGCAGAAAAUUAAUCAGGCAAUGUCUGAAAAAAUUCCAGUUGUUCCAAAAGGCCUGGAUGCCAGGAGAAAAUGGAGAGACGAAUGCCUCACUGGUCUUGCCAAACUGAAAACACAAAUGAAAUCUGACUAAGGUGCACCUUGUCUAACAGGAGAGACCAAACGAAGAGCAGAUCUUCAUAGCAUGUGGAAAUUUUGAGUCAUGCAGAAGAGACUGAAUGUGCAGCCAAUGAUAUGUGCACAUGAAGAGACCAAUGAAACAUUUGGUCCAAAUUUGUCAUGACAUAAUUCAUGAAUAACUAGAAACAGUUAUUAAAAAGUUCAGUUGAAAUUCAUUAAAAUUACUGUAUCAAUGCAUUAGGUGUGUAAGCAUUAAGUAGCUUUAGCAAUAUUAAUAUUGUGCAAUGCUGGAACGCAAUCAUGUUUUAAAUAAUGCAUUUUUCAGCUUGCUUAGGAAUUCAGCACUUGAACAAUACUUGCUUAUGCAGGGAUCUGAAACAGGCAAACAUCAGCUGUUUGUCACUGGAGAAAAUAAGCCCUCACCCACCAGUCACUGUGACAGAGAGGUUAAUUUGUAUAGCACUGACUGCAGAUAGGAGAAGGUUGUAUUGAGCAAAGAGGAGAUUCACUGGCCAGUGAACUGAGACCUCAGCAGCAGUAAGGGUCACUUCAACUCAUAUCUGUUGCUGUUCCGUAGUGUAGGGGAAA